ACGCCCACCAGGAAGUAUCGCUCUCUGUGAGUGGCUUAGUGGUGCUGGCGGGGCGGCUCAGGUGCUGGCAGCGACAGGUGCCCUGACUUCCGGUAGGGGUGUUACUGGAAGAUGAGUGUGACCGUUACCACAGUCCCUCUUUUUGGAAGGCCACAGCAAUUAAAUGAAUUCAAUUUCCCCCACCGCUGUUCAAUAUGGGAGCCCAGAAGCAUCACGACGAACAAUGGGACACAAAAACCCUAGCAGCCGUAAUGAUCAAACCAAGAUGGGUUCGGAAGGAGCCUCCCGGGAUGGUGAGGCUGAUGAGGUGGAUAAGAUCAAGAGCAAGCUGUUGACCGCGUGGAACAAUGUAAAAUAUGGAUGGACAGUGAAAAUGAAAACUCAUUUUAGUACAACGAUGCCCCUUUAUUUACUUGGAGAACUCUAUAACUUCAGAUUUGAUGAUGACAUUGAGCGCUUCCAAAAAGACUUUGUGUCCAGAAUUUGGAUGACUUAUAGAAAGGACUUUCCAGCCUUGGAAGGAACACUUCUCACAACGGACUGUGGCUGGGGCUGUAUGAUCAGGAGCGGCCAAAUGCUAUUGGCACAAGGCCUGCUGGUGCACCUUCUGUCCAGAGACUGGUUCUGGCCUAAUGCUUUAUACACGCACUUAGUAGACAUGGAACCCAUCCGAUCAUCUUCUCCAUCCAACACCCUCAACUACCCUGUGCCUUCCUCCGCCAAAUACCCUCAGGAACGAAGCCGCUCAGUGUGGCACACUCUGCCUCACCAACGCGUCGUACAGUACCCUCACCAAGAGCAGAUCCAUCGAGACAUACUGCGCUGGCUCUCUGACCACCCAGCAGCUCCAUUUGGGUUGCACCACAUGGUAUCCUUGGGUGGAAGUAUGGGCAAAAAGGCCGGAGACUGGUAUGGUCCCAGUAUCGUGGCACACAUUAUGCGGAAAGCGUUAGACAGAGCAUCUCAAGUGCCUGAGCUGUCUGUCUACGUGUCUCAGGACUGCACAGUGUACAGGGGAGAUGUUGAGCAGUUGCUCGGUGAAGAUCCUGCGUCAGACGGCAGCGUUGUGGGAAGGGCAGUUAUAGUCCUGGUACCAGUGCGUCUAGGGGGAGAAGCCUUCAAUCCUGUGUAUAAACACUGUGUCAAGGAGUUUUUGCGGAUGCAAUCCUGUCUGGGUAUUAUUGGAGGAAAACCAAAACACUCCCUGUAUUUCAUUGGUUACCAAGAUAAUAAUCUCUUAUACCUGGAUCCGCAUUACUGCCAACCGUACAUCGAUACCAGCAAGGAUGGAUUUCCUCUAGAGUCUUUUCACUGUAAUUCUCCACGGAAGAUGCCCAUUACCAGAAUGGAUCCCAGCUGUACAUUUGCUUUCUAUGCCAGAAAUCAAACAGACUUUGGCUUACUGUGUGAUCAUCUAAUGAAGGUGUUGAGUUCUCCAUCAGGAGAGGAGAAAUAUCCUGUAUUCAGUAUUUCAGAUGGAAAAGCUCAGGAAUACAGCGGGGCGGAGGGCUCACAAUAUACGAAUAUACAAACUCAACACAAAACAUCGAGAAGACUGAUGAGGCCUAACUCAGACGAGUUUGAGUUCCUAUAAACAUCAAACCCAGAUUCCUACUCGGUACAGGAGUUAAAUCGGGUGAUUAUUCAUCUAGUGUUGCCAGAACACUGUUUUCUUGGACAUGUCACUUUCAAUAAGUGGGUGGCACACUGAAAGCUCUGCCCUUCCUGUUGGAUUGCUUUGAUUACUGAAUUAACUUCAUAUCUCCAGCAUAUGAAUUCUACAAACAGAAGGGUAGUGUGUUAUUUGCUGCCCUUCGCUAUAUCAAAGUGAUGUGUGUCUUGGAAAACGCAGGGCAUCUGGCCUCAACCACUGUAUGUCUUACUUGAAACAGGUUGGGAUACCAUAAGGAUUAUGAGUGGAACAUUACCGUCUAAAAACUUUAUUUUAUAGUUAGGGUGCCUUCAAGGUUAAAAUUAAUCACGUUUAGAUGUU
Messenger RNA from Pelobates fuscus (common spadefoot toad), 1993 nucleotides. It is a transcript of the gene ATG4D, whose product is annotated as autophagy related 4D cysteine peptidase. The transcript has 11 exons. Bases 164 to 1594 code for a protein of 476 amino acids. The record is from RefSeq and is a predicted model, not a curated record. NCBI's taxonomy places the organism in Eukaryota, Metazoa, Chordata, Amphibia, Anura, Pelobatidae. Gene Ontology annotation, molecular function: protein-phosphatidylethanolamide deconjugating activity.